Rubroshorea leprosula is the source of this 1661-nucleotide messenger RNA. NCBI's taxonomy places the organism in Eukaryota, Viridiplantae, Streptophyta, Magnoliopsida, Malvales, Dipterocarpaceae. The record is from the annotation of a GenBank genome assembly.
AAAAAGUAAACUCAAUGUUGAAAAAGAAAUAAGCAUUAUUAUUAAGAAUUUAUAGAAUAUCUCUUUUUUUUUUAAAGACAAAUAUAUCCUUGCUGUGACUGCUCCCUCAGCCUGUCCCUCCUCACUCUCAUAUUAGGCCAACAAUGGGAACCACCACAGACACCCAUCAAUUCAAUUCUUCUCUCCAUCAUUGCUUUAAAACCAGCUUCUUCAAAAGUAGGUGAUUUGGAAUUUUUAUUCCCCAACACUUCUUCCAUAACUUUUCCUUUUUCUCCCCUUAAUCCAUGGAUACUGCUCAAUGGUCAGAGGGAAUUGGGGUAAUUAAUAAACCCAUGGAAGCUGCCACAAGACCUCUGGUUGAGAGAAGAACAAGGCUUCAAAAGGAUCAAGCUUUGAACUGUCCUAGGUGCAAUUCCACAAAUACUAAGUUUUGUUACUAUAAUAAUUACAGUCUUUCUCAGCCUCGGUACUUCUGCAAGACUUGUAGAAGGUACUGGACUGAAGGUGGGUCUCUGAGGAAUGUUCCUGUGGGGGGAGGUUCAAGGAAGAACAAGAGGUCAACUUCUUCUUCUUCAACACCAUCAUCAAAAUCAACAUCAACAUCCCCUGCCGCUUCUUCAAAGAAGCUAGUUAUUGAUGAUCUGAGUACCCCGGUAGCUUUCCCUCAGUCUUGUUCUCAAAACCCUAAGAUCCAUGAAGGUCAAGAUCUGAACUUGGCUUACACAUCGACUGAGGAACAUCAUCACUUCAAUAGCAUUCCAAAGUUUCCUGAUGUGCCCUUUAGUUCUGAUGACAACAAAAGCCACCAUCCAAACCCUAGCUCUACUGCCAUGGAGCUGCUCAAGACAGGAAAUAUGACAUCAAGGGGGUUGAUGAGUCCAUUCAUGCCAAUUCCAGUUUCUGAUUCCAGUACCAUAUACUCAACUGGGUUUCCAAUACAAGAAUUCAAACCAACCUUGAAUUUCUCUCUUGAAGGGUUUGAAAGUGAGUAUGGGAAUCUUCAAGGGGUGCAAGAGAAUGAUCCUGCAAGGCUUUUGUUUCCCAUGGUGGACUUGAAGCAAGUUCCAAGCACUAAUCAAGUGGAGCAGAAUAAAGGGCGGGGAAAAUCUGGUGGGUAUUGGACUGAGAUGUUGGGAGGAGGAUCAUGGUGAAAUGAAUAGAAAGAACUGAGAAGUUCAUAUUUUCCUGUUUGCUUCCUUACUUCCUUCAUGUUGGGUGUGUGGUUUGGUUUGAUUACUAACAGCUAGGGACCGAGUACAUGGGUUUCCUUUUUCUUUUCAGCUUUGUUCUUCCUCGCAUAAUUAUUGCUAUAUUAGAUAGUUUAGUCUCCUUUCCUUCUAAAUUUCUCUUUGAUCAUCAGUGUGAGGGUUUUUGAGGCUUAUGUUUUAGGUUGGCUUCAAAAGGGUGAUUAUCACAUUCAGUCAAUGCUGUCAAUUGAAAUGGAAGAAUCCGAAGCUUUCCUUGCAUCACAUGCUCAUCUCUCUCUCCUUUUUAAGGCUUCCAUGCAUACAUUCUCCUUUGCUAAAUACUGGGGUUAAUUGCAUUGUGUUUUUAUUCACAGCAAGGGAUGAUAAUAUAAUAUCUAUGUAUUCUUUCCAUCUUUUUCUUUGUUAAUUCUAAGUUUGUUGUUAGGUGUAGCACUAUAAAGAUUAUGUAAGCAG